Plasmodium vinckei vinckei is the source of this 1704-nucleotide messenger RNA. Its product is annotated as cdc2-related protein kinase 1, putative. The record is from RefSeq and is a predicted model, not a curated record. Gene Ontology annotation, molecular function: cyclin-dependent protein serine/threonine kinase activity; ATP binding. Gene Ontology annotation, cellular component: nucleus. Lineage: Eukaryota; Apicomplexa; Aconoidasida; Haemosporida; Plasmodiidae. The transcript has a single exon. Bases 1 to 1704 code for a protein of 567 amino acids. Gene Ontology annotation, biological process: protein phosphorylation; regulation of mitotic cell cycle.
AUGGAAAGAGAUAUAAAACGAAAAAAACGAUGGGAUGAUAAUAACAACCAUUUAAAAAAUGAUGAACCAACACAUAGAUAUUCAUAUAGUUCUUAUGAAAAAAAAAUAUCAGAAAAAAACCAUAACGAAAUAAAUAAACAUCAUGAUAAAAGAAAAUAUAAAAAUUCACCAGAUUAUUAUCAUAUACAUAAUGAAAAAAAAGAAAGUAUCAGCAAAAUGUCAUCUCAUCGUUACAGUAAACACAAUGAUGAACACACCGAAGAAUACUCUAAAAAAAAUCGUGAAAAAAAAAAAAGUUAUUACUCAGAUAAUUAUAAAAAUAACUUUUCUAAUUCCUAUGAAAAAACAGUAGAUUAUAAACGCCCUAAGUAUGUAGAUCAUAAAGACGAGUCCUACAAACAUGACAAGGGACGACAACACAAUCCUGAUGAUAAACAAGAUAAGAACCAUGUCAAAGAUGAAAUUGAAAACGAUUCAAAGAAUGAUGAACAACAUCAAAAUUGUGAAAACAAAAGUCAAGAAAAUGAUACAAAUAGUUCAUAUUGUUCAGGUAGCGAAAAUAGUGGUAGUAGUGAUGAAUAUGAUAGUAAGGAUGAACAUUCAAGCGAUAAUGAAAAAGAUCAAAUUGAAUGUAUACUAAAUGGGUGCCGAAGUAUUAAAAAUUAUAAAAAAUUAAAUAAAAUAAGUGAAGGAACUUAUGGAACAGUAUUUAGGGCUAAAAAUAAAAAAACAAAAAAAAUUAUUGCUUUGAAACAAUUAAAAAAUUUUUCAAAUAUGCGUCAUGAAGGUUUUGCAAUUACAUCAUUAAGAGAAAUAAAUAUUUUAUUACAACUUGAACAUGAAAAUAUUUUGUCAAUUAAAGAAGUUAUAGUAGGAAAACAUUUGAGUGAUAUAUACUUAGUUAUGGAAUAUAUCGAACAUGAAUUGAAAAUGCUAUUAGAUAAUAAAUCACCAGGUUUUACUAUAUCUGAAUUGAAAUGUUUAUUAAAACAGCUAUUAAGCGGUAUUAAUUAUUUACACACAAAUUGGGUUAUGCACAGAGAUUUAAAAACGACAAAUUUAUUAUAUAGUAAUAAAGGUAUUUUAAAAAUAUGCGAUUUUGGUAUGGCUAGAAAAUUUGGACAUGUAGAUAAUCCUAAUCUUACAAAAAAUGUAGUAACAUUGUGGUAUAGAGCUCCUGAAUUAUUAUUAGGAGAAAAAUGCUACACAAAUAAAAUUGAUAUAUGGAGUGUAGGUUGUAUAUUUGCAGAAAUGAUUUUAAAAAAACCCUUAUUUUUAGGUGAAAAUGAAGUUGAUCAAAUGUGGAAAAUAUUAAAUUUGUUAGGAUUACCCGAUAAAGAAACAUAUCCAAAAUUUUAUGAAUAUCCUUUUAUAUCAAAAAAUAAAGAUUUAUUUAAAAAAAAAAAAAUUAAAAUGAAUGUUAAUAAUCUUCGAUCUCAUUUUCCUAACAUAGCUAGCCAAUUUUCAGGUAUAUAUUUAUCAGACAUUGGUUUAGACUUAUUAAACAAAUUAUUACAUUUUAAUCCACAAGAAAGAAUAUCAGCUUCCGAUGCAUUAAACCAUCCUUAUUUUAACGAGUUUCCAAAACCAUUGGAAAUAACUGAUAUGCCAGUUAUACCUGAUUCAAAUAAAGUUAUUAGAUCAAAUAAAUUGUCUAACCAUUUUAAUUUUAUUGAUCAAAACAACAUUAUGUUUCGUUCAUAA